Molecule: messenger RNA, 906 nt
Organism: Penicillium digitatum Pd1
Lineage: Eukaryota; Fungi; Ascomycota; Eurotiomycetes; Eurotiales; Aspergillaceae
Product: HMG-box domain-containing protein
Molecular function (GO): DNA binding, bending
Source: RefSeq, a predicted model, not a curated record
AUGUCUUGGCAGUCCGCAGCUCGGGGGGGCUUCCUCCGCACCCUGCACCGCGGUGCUCUCUCUCCUCGUACUGGCGUGAGCGACUUGCAGAAUCAGCUUGGUCGCAUCUGUCUGGCAGCUCACCGUGGUCCGACACCUUCACAAUUCCAAUCUCUGUUCCAAUCUAACUCAUUCGCGACUAUCUCAACCCCUCUCAAGACGAGCAAGACACCCAAAGCGAAUGGGUCUAGAAGGGCCGAUAAAAAAACGAAGAAGGAUGCCCUCAGCGAGGAAGAACAGGAAAAAAGGAAGAUCAAGGAACUUCGGGCUCAGAUAAAAGAGCUCAAGGCGACUGCCCUGAUCACGCGGCCCAAAAAGCUGCCCACUUCUGCCUACACUCUAGCUUUCAUUGAGAAGAUGCGCGAGAUCAAAGGUCAAUACCCGGCUAAGGAAGGAUUCUUAAUUGGUGUGGCGCAUGCGAAAUCCCUUGAUCCUCAAGAUGAGGAGAGACUCCAAGCUCAGGCCAGAGCGAACAUAGCCGCUAACGCCGCUGCCUACGACGCGUGGGUCAAGUCACACACACCUCGCCAGAUCAGGGAUGCCAACACUGCCCGCCUAACUCUUUCACGAAUUGGCGACAAGAACUAUGCUUCCAUCAAAGAUGACCGCUUGCCCAAAAUACCCAACUCCGCAUACAUUAUAUUCGUGAAGGACCGUGUCGAUACCUUUGGCUACCAGGGAAAGCCUGGCACAGAGACUUUUGGAGCCAUUUCAGAUGAAUGGAAUAAACUACCCCAAUCGGAGAAAGAUCGCUACCACAAGUUGCAAGUCGAAGAUCGCCAACGGUAUGAGAGAGAGCACGAGGAGGUGUACGGAGUCCCAGCACCCAAGAGCGCUCUGUAUAAAUCACCGGAAGACUACAAUUGA